GGAAUAGUAGCCUUCAAUGUUUACACGUGGACGGCCGCUGCGGUGACGGGCCGGUGACAGCUGAGCCCUUUAAUUAACUGUCCCAACCGGCGCCCUGACACACCGAACUGAAGGAGGAGAAGAAGAAGAACCAACACUAUAGAAGAAGAAGAGCUAGCUUUUAAUUAACCUCCUGCCCCGCCCUUGGAAGCCCAGGCAGCACCCUAGCAUAAGACACCAGCUAUGGAUGCAGAAUCCCUCAGGCUGGCAGAACGGUUGCUGCCAUCAACCUACAUCAAGCAAGCACGGGAGGCUGACGCCAACCGUCGAGUCAAGAUACACCAGCUGUUGGAAAAGCGGAAGUGUCCAGAUGAAGGCUGGGAUGACCAGACCAUUGAGGGGUUUCUGGUUGACUUGGCCAAGAUGGACAGCAACAACUUUCCAGCCAACUGUGGGGUUGGAGAGAGAGAGGCUCGGAUCUUUUCAGGUCUAGUGGCUCAGCGCCAUUACAGGUUUGGCCAUGGCAUAGGGCGGUCUGGGGACAUCUCUGAGGUGCAACCCAAAGCUGCUGGGUCAAGCCUCCUCAACAAGCUGACCAAUGCUAUGGUGCUGGACCUCAUAAGAAGAAUUGGAAUCCGAGGGACCCAGGCCUGCCUGGUGAUGCCAAUGGCCACGGGAAUGACUGUCAUGAUGACUCUCCUGUCUCUGCGGGACAUUCGACCCCAGGCCAAAUAUGUCCUCUGGCCACGGAUUGAUCAGAAGUCUUGCCUGAAAGCUAUUGUUACUGCAGGGUACCAGGUGGUUGUGGUGGAGAAUGUCCUUGAAGGGGACGAGUUGAGGACAGAUGUGGCAGCCCUCAGGGAGAAGGUGUCCACCCUUGGCCCAGAGAACGUUGCCGCCAUCCUCACCACCACCAGCUGCUUUGCACCCCGAGGCAUAGACCGCCUGGAGGAGGUGGCAAAGAUCUGCAAGGAACACAACAUUCCUCACAUCAUCAAUAAUGCAUAUGGUCUUCAGUCAACCAAGUGUCUCCACCACAUACAGCAAGCUGCAAAAGUUGGACGAGUGGAUGCAUUCAUCCAGAGCACAGACAAGAACUUCAUGGUUCCAGUAGGAGGAGCCGUUGUGGCAGGGUUUGAUGCUCAGUUCAUGGAGAACAUUGGAAAAAAGUAUCCUGGGCGAGCAUCGGUGACUCCAGUGAUGGACCUGUUCAUCACACUGCUGUCCAUGGGGGUGCAAGGCUACACCUCCCUCAUGAGCCAGCGCACGGACCAAAUGGAGUACCUGCGCACCAGACUGGGGGAGGUGGCUGCCACUUUCAACCUACAAUUACUCCAAACCAAAAAUAACCCGAUAUCUAUGGGACUUACCAUCCCCAAGGGUGCUGGGACUGAGCUAGGGUCACAACUCUUCCUGCGGGGAGUGUCGGGGGUCAGAGUGGUCACCCCCCAUCAGGUGAAGACAGUGGCUGGCAUCACACUUAAAGGCUGGGGCGCCCACCAUCCCAACUAUCCACAAGGGUAUUUGACUGCUGCUGCUGCCUUGGGUAUGGCCAAGGGAGAUAUAGAGACCUUUGUGGCAAGGCUUGAAAAAUGUCUCAAGAAACUGUGUGAUAAAUUAAGGGAGAGAGGAAGAGAAACAGAUGAGAACAGUGUAGGGAGCUAGAAACCUUGAUGCUAGUCAGGUAAUUUGAGAAAAGAAUGCACCUUCUGAAAGCAACAAUGAAAAGAUAUGAAGAAAGCAGACCAAAAACUGAAAAAUGUAGAUUGUAAAGGCACUAUAGUUUUGCAAGUUGGUGAGGGAGAAGACAAAAAUAAUUGCUAAUUACCAAAGACAUCCCUAUGACUUUACUAGUUACUGUAACUUUGUGUUAUAUUUCUGUGCUGUUGGGAAGCAUCUUUCCAUUCUGUUAUAGUGGGCAUUGUCUGAGAAAGGUUGGCCACAAUAGAAAAAAGUAGAUAUGACAUUACUAAAAAUUGAGUUCUGUUAGUGGAGGGAACAUAGAAACAUCUCUGAGUAAUGAAGACAGAGUGGAGGAUUAUUCAGCAGAGAUCUCAGAAUGGUCAAACAAAAUGCAAGAAUAUAUAGGGAUCUGUUCUGUCAGAUGCAUUCUCUUGCUCAUUAUACCAUGUCAGAUGUAGUACUAGACUCAUUGUAAAAAGCUGUCAUUCCUUUAAUAAACAUUCGCCUAUC
Messenger RNA from Eriocheir sinensis (Chinese mitten crab), 2172 nucleotides. Its product is annotated as O-phosphoseryl-tRNA(Sec) selenium transferase-like. Gene Ontology annotation, molecular function: tRNA binding; O-phosphoseryl-tRNA(Sec) selenium transferase activity. The transcript has 11 exons. The record is from RefSeq and is a predicted model, not a curated record. Gene Ontology annotation, biological process: conversion of seryl-tRNAsec to selenocys-tRNAsec; selenocysteine incorporation. Bases 223 to 1644 code for a protein of 473 amino acids. Lineage: Eukaryota; Metazoa; Arthropoda; Malacostraca; Decapoda; Varunidae.